Molecule: messenger RNA, 4449 nt
Organism: Ophidiomyces ophidiicola
Lineage: Eukaryota; Fungi; Ascomycota; Eurotiomycetes; Onygenales; Onygenaceae
Gene: PHO91
Product: low-affinity phosphate transporter
Exons: 10
Coding region: 1-4449 (1482 amino acids)
Biological process (GO): polyphosphate metabolic process; monoatomic anion transmembrane transport; phosphate ion transport
Cellular component (GO): membrane
Molecular function (GO): phosphate transmembrane transporter activity; serine-type exopeptidase activity
Source: RefSeq, a predicted model, not a curated record
AUGGUGUUCAAAGUUGGCGCCUGUCUCCUUUUUCUGGCGACGGCCAUCCAGGCCCGUCUGCCCGCCGUCCCUCUCGGUGAAUUCGGACUUCAGUCCGAGAUACCGUCCGAUGUUGAGAAGGAUGAUUUGUCGAAGUUAUACCCGGAGCAUACGAUUUCGGUUCCUAUCGACCACUUCCAGAAGGAUAAGCGCUAUGAGCCGCAUUCCAAUGACACGUUCAAGCUCCGCUACUGGUUUGAUGCCAGCAACUACAAGGACGGCGGCCCAGUGAUUGUUUUGCACGGUGGAGAAACAGAUGGCAAAGGCCGACUGCCCUUCCUUCAAAAGGGAAUGUUAGCUCAGCUUGCUCGUGCCACCAACGGCGUUGGUGUUGUAUUGGAGCACCGCUACUACGGAACCAGCAUCCCAACCCCAGACUUUUCCACCAAGAACUUGCGAUUCCUGUCUACGGAGCAAGCAAUGGCUGAUUCUGCGUUUUUCUCUAAGAAUGUUGUUUUCAAGGGACUUGAGAAGAAGGAUUUGAGGGCACCGAAGACUCCACACAUUCUUUACGGAGGGUCAUAUGCUGGUGCGCAGGUGGCUUUCCUCCGCGUUGAAUACCCCGACGUCUUCUGGGGAGCUAUUUCGUCGUCAGGUGUGCCUAAGGCGAUCUACCACUACUGGGAAUACUACGAAGCCACGCGCAAGCAUGCUCCUCAACACUGCGUUAAGCAAACGCAGAUCUUUGUUGACCUGGUUGACAACAUUAUCCUGCGUGGAAAGGACCCCAAAAUGAACGACAAGGUAAAGGAGUUCUUCAGUCUCAGCGACUUGGCCCACAUGGACGAUGUCGUCAACGUUUUGGCCAACGGUAUUUCGGGCUGGCAAGGCACCAACUGGGAUCCCGCCGUCAACCGGCCCGGAUUUAGCCAGUACUGCGACAAGAUCACGUCUGAUAAACUGUUGUACCCGGUUUCCGACGCCCAGAAGGAGCUCGCAACUACUCUUAUCAAGGCCGGCAAAUAUGGCCACGAGGGACGAAAACUCCUCACCAGAUUCCUUAACUACGCUGGUUGGGCCAACGCUACUUAUGUUGCUCCUUGCCUCCGCCGAGGAAGCACGCUGGAGAAGUGCUAUGGCACCCAUGACCCAGCUUUCUAUAAGCAGGAUGACCUAGAACAGGACUGGCGACUGUGGCCCUACCAGUUCUGCACGGAAUGGGGUUUCCUCCAGACCGGCAGCGGUGUCCCCAAGCACAUCCAGCCCCUUAUUUCUCGGGUGAUUGAUCUAGAAUACACCAGUCUUAUCUGCCGCGAAGCCUUUGGCAUCCACAAGGAGGCCGAAACCGAUCGCGUCAACAAAUGGGGCGGGUACGACAUUGAAUAUCUCCGUCUUGCAUUUGUCGAUGGAGAAGCCGACCCGUGGGUGGAAGCCUCGCCGCAUGCGACAGCUGCCAAACCACGAAAGCAUACUCUCGACAAGCCAUUUAUCCUGAUCAAAGACGCCGUGCACCACUGUACGUAUCACCCUAUCUGGAAGCUGGUCUGCUUUUCGGGAGAAGUAGUGGCUAACGAGCAAGCAGGGGACGAGAAUGGCGUAUUCCCCAACGAGACGACGCCCACCUUCCCACCGCCACGCAUCCAGAAGGUGCAGGCGCAGGAGAUCGAGUUUGUGAAGAAGUGGUUGAAAGUCUCCAGCUGGGCCCGGCUCGCGCAGCCGAACACACAGCGUGACGACGCGAGUGCCGCUGGUGGGUGCACGGAGAAGGACCGUGAGAUCCAUGCCGCUGGAGGUGGAGGCCGCGCCGAGCAUAGCCUUUCGCCCCGUCUGCCGCGUCGCUGCUGGCCUUUUCUUGGACGCCCGUCGUCGUCGCCGCUGCUCCGGUUAGCGACUGAAGAGGAAACCAUGAAGUUCUCGCACAGCAUCCAGUUCAACGCGGUGCCUGAGUGGAGCGACAAUUAUAUCGCCUACAGCAAUUUGAAAAAACUAAUAUAUUCCCUUGAAAAGCAGAUCAACAACCCAGAGGCCCACGAUGACGAAGUCGAGGACGCUCCCUUACUCGACCGGGUGCUGGAUACCGAUUCGAUAUUUGCGCGCAUGCUAGAUGGCGAGCUGGAGAAAAUAUGCUCGUUUUACCACGCCAAAGAGAUCGACCUGUACAAGGAGGUGGACGACGUUGUCAACCAGGCCGAGUCAUAUGUGUCUGAGAGCACUGGUUUUAACAUGGAUCCCCUGGGAGACCCCAUGGCCAAAUCAAGAACGCUCAGCUUCGGAAACGGCGUCCGCCGAGCCAGCUCCUUUGGCAUUGGCCCAUCUGCUGGAAGCAGGGCAAAUACUUCCCCCCCUGCAGACGAGGAUAGCAAUGCGGAUGCCGACAGUGAUGACGAUGUAGAUAUCUCUGAGCUGCCUACGCGCGACAUCCGGAGACGCUCGAUGCUAUUGCGGGACCACGAGGCUCUCGAUGGACGAGCCGUAAGCGAUAUGAGUGAUUCAAGGUAUUUUGGGAUGGGCUCGGAGCACGUCUGUGAUGGGGACCCCCAUUUAUUAGCUCUGUAUAAUGCUGGUGUCAGUUUGAAAAAACAUAUUAUUGGUGUCUACGUCUCCCUCUGCGGGCUAAAGUCGUUUAUUCAACUCAACCGCACCGGCUUUUCAAAGGCCCUAAAAAAAUAUGAUAAAACCUUGGAUCGAAGCCUAAGGCGGGGAUACAUGAAUACUACCGUCUCUACUGCCUAUCCGUUCACGAACCCAACAAUAUCGCUGCUUGACGAGAAAAUCGCCAGGAUCGAGCGCCUGUACGCCGAUACAGUCACCAAGGGAGACCUCCCGCUCUCAAAACGCGAACUGCGAUUACAUCUCCGAGAACACGUUGUAUGGGAGAGAAAUACGGUUUGGCGAGAGAUGAUUGGCAUCGAAAGGAAAGCCCAGGCUGCAAAUAUGGGUAUCCGCAGCACGCUGCUGGGCGGAGCCCAAGAUGCUGAGGCUGCGCGGCGGCAAGGCGACGAGCAAGAGCCUGCGACGAAGGAGAUCAGGACGCCUGUUGGGAGAUGUCCUGUCCCGCGUUGGAUGCUGACGUCAAAUUUUACUACGUUGAUUAUAAUACUGGUGGUGUUUGGGGCAAUGCUGUCGGUGCCUAUUAUGAAGAAACCUGAACAGCAGAAUUGUCUGGCGAUGCUGGUGUUUGUCAGUCUGCUCUGGGCUACUGAAGUGAUUCCUCUCUUCGUCACAUCCAUUCUAGUCCCUUUUCUCGUUGUUGUUCUUCGGGUGCUCAAAUCUGAUGAUGGCGAGCUCCGGUUGCAAGCUAAAGAUGCCGCGACGUACGUCUUUGCGUCGAUGUGGACGUCAGUUAUUAUGUUGCUUCUGGGCGGUUUCACCAUUGCUGCCGCACUCUCCAAGCAUGACAUUGCUCGUCGUAUGGCAACUUUUGUGCUAAGUAAAGCCGGGACAAAACCGCGAACGGUGUUGGUAACGAACAUGUUCGUCAGCAUGGUUUUGAGCAUGUGGAUUAGUAACGUUGCGGCGCCGGUUCUGUGCUUUUCGAUAAUACAGCCUAUGCUUCGAAAUUUACCACCAGACUCGCGCUUUUCCAAGGCGUUGGUGCUAGGUAUUGCCCUAGCUUCGAAUGUCGGCGGUGCGGCUUCUCCCAUUGCUUCUCCUCAGAAUAUCAUUGCGCUACAGAACAUGUCUCCUCCCAUCAGCUGGGGUACAUGGUUUUUCAUUGCAAUACCCGUUUGCGUCAUCUGUAUUAUUCUUAUCUGGAUUCUCCUCGUUAUUACAUUCCGUCCCGGUAGAGGCACCGUUAUUGUUCCUAUUCGACAGGUCAAGGAUAAAUUCUCCGGGGUCCAGUGGUUUGUCACAAUUGUGACACUUGCUACCAUCAUACUAUGGUGUUUCAGCCAUGAAAUGGAGGGUACAUUCGGAGACAUGGGCGUCAUCGCUAUCAUCCCGUUAGUUCUCUUUUUCGGCACUGGAGUAUUGAACAAGGAAGACUUCAACAACUUUCUAUGGACCAUCAUAAUUCUUGCAUCCGGUGGUCUGUGUCUUGGAAAAGCCGUUACUUCCUCUGGCUUAUUACAUACAAUUGCUCGGAGUAUCACAGAGAAUGUUGGAAGUUUCAGUUUGUAUGGCGUGAUGUUUGUUUUCGCGUCCUUGAUUCUAGUCAUCGCCACCUUUAUCUCGCAUACGGUUGCGGCGCUGAUUCUGCUGCCCCUUGUGCGAGAAGUUGGUGUCGCCAUGGACCAUCCUCAUCCUAAUUUGUUGGUCAUGGGGUCCGCAUUGAUGUGCUCCGUUGCUAUGGGCUUACCUACAAGUGGCUUCCCAAAUAUGACCGCUAUUAUGAUGGAAGUUCCGGAGACCGGGCAACGGUAUCUCCGUGUAAAACACUUUAUUUCUCGUGGCAUACCGGCCAGUUUGAUAUCCUUUGCAGUUGUCGUUACAGUUGGAUAUGGAUUAAUGAUUGUUGCGGGAUUGUAA